UGCAGGAUUUCUCCAACGAGACGUUGCUACAACGGAUGGCACACCAACAAGUCCAAAACUAACCAGAGGAGAGGUACUCGAUCGAGAACGCAGCAAAAGCCUGCAAGAUUCGUAUAAAGGAUUAUGCUGUAGACAACUGACUGAUUCAUGUCCAAGUAUCAAAGACGACACCUCGCUAAUUUUACCACUCAUGAAGGAGGUGCUAAGCCCCGUCCCUAAAAGGAGCUUGCCUUGUAUGUCCUUGAUGAAGGAGACUCGAUUGAAUGUACAAAUCUAUCGCAGACGGCGAUGUCUCCCGCAGACCCCUGUGUCCGAUAGUGAACUGGACGAUAAUGAGCAUGACAAUCGUCAAGCCGAGUUGAAAAGACAACAAUUCCGUCGGACAGUAAACAAUUCUAUAGAUUUGGGUAACCUUCACAAAUAA
Strongylus vulgaris is the source of this 424-nucleotide messenger RNA. Lineage: Eukaryota; Metazoa; Nematoda; Chromadorea; Rhabditida; Strongylidae. The record is from the annotation of a GenBank genome assembly.